AUGACUGAACUCGAUUUUUCACCAAAUCAUACCCUUCAUAUUAUGCAAACAGAGGAUCCUAACGGCUCAGAGAUAUUCAAUGAAGAAGAGUCCAACAAAUAUAGUUGUAAUGAGUGUCGAAGGAGGAGAGUCAAAUGUUCUAGACAUAUACCUACUUGUAAUACCUGUUCUAAGUAUAAAAGACACUGCCUAUAUGAAAGACAUAUGAAAACUCCAUUAACGAGGAAACAUCUAACUGAAGUGGAAGAAGAAUUGGCUCUUUUGAAGUCAGUGCUAUGUAAGGUAUCACCUGAUUUGGAUAUAGAUGAUUUAAAGACAAGAAUCAGAAACGGUGAUGAUUCUGACGAAAUCAUAGACCAAGUAGUGGCAGAAAAGUUACCCAAAAAAAGAAGAAUUGAUGAGUUCAGAAGCAUUCUGAUACCUCAGAUUUUGGAUGAAUCAUCACCGAAGGAAGAUAGACAAAUCGUUCAAUUGUUACCUCCAUCUGUCAAUCUAGAAACAACUUUGAAGGUGACUGGUGUCCGUUCCAAACCAAAGACUAUUGAAGUAUCACCACAAUCUCAGGAUUCAUAUAAUUGGGAUGAGAGAAAACAAGGAGAUUUGGGUCAACCGUCUAUCAUCAAUGGAAUGGCUACCACUGAAAGUAACCUGUACUUAGGGGCUGCUUCCAGUGCUGCAUUAUUGAAUAUUGUCGGUGGUGGAUUCUUCCUUCAUGAGAAGCCUCGUGAUAAAGUUGAAACCUCUGGUGUCACCACUUCAUCAGCUUCAAGGGAAAUCACAGAAGCUAAGUUGGAACAAUAUAUCAAUCAAUAUUUUGAAUUGUAUCAUGUUUCAUAUCCUAUUGUUCACAAACACUUGUUUUUGGCUCAAUUCAAUCAAAUCAUCCCUACCCCAAGCAAUUGGGAAAGUCUUUUGUAUAUUGUAGCAGCAAUAGGUUCAUUCAUGUCAGCAACCGAUCCCAAUGAUAAUGAUGAUUUGUCGUUGUUUGAAAAGUCUAAAGCUAAAUUAUCUAUUGACGAUUUGGAAACAGGAAAUUUAACCUUAGUCCAGACAUUGACUUUGAUGUCGAAUUAUCUCCAGAAACGGGAUCGUCCUAAUAGUGGAUAUAAUUAUUUAGGUUUGGCAGUGAGAAUGGCUCUAGGUUUGGGAUUGCAUAAGGAUAUUGAUGACACCAAUGAAAGUUUACUUAAUCAGGAAAGUAAACGGAGAGUCUGGUGGUGUUUAUAUAUAUUUGACUGCGGGGCAACAAUAACCUACGGAAGACCCCUAGGAAUCCCUCUGGCAGGAAUUGAUGCAAAAUUACCGUUAAAUAUCCUCGAUACCAAAUUAACCCCCAAGGUAAAUGAUUUACCAUUUGAGGAAAAUGAACCCACAAUUUAUACUAGCUUGAGGUUACAAUCAUUGUUCCACAUAUUCAGUAAUUCUAUCUAUGAGAGGAUUAUAAGUGAUCCUUUCCCUUCCACAGAACAAUUAUUAAAAUGGGAUCAAGAAUAUUUGAAAAGGUCUGAAUGUUUGAUACCUGAAUAUUUUCGUGAAGAUCAAAUUGUCCAUCAUCCAUUCAAAUUAUCACACCUUAUACUACAUUGGAGGUAUAAGAAUCUAAGGAUUAUCAUGUAUAGAACUAUUGUGAUAAAACAAGUGAUCUUAAAUUCCAAAAAUACUUUUCUGGACGACUAUGAAACCCAAGCAAGAGAAAUAUGUUUAGAGUCUUGCAAUUCAACAAUCAAUUCCAUGUUCAAUUUUUGGAGUUUAAAUACCCACCCUAAUAGAAUGGAAGCUUGGUAUAGUUUGUACUUUCUCAUACCUGCAGUAAUGAUGCCUUUGAUAUGCUUGAGAAAUGAUCCAAAUUCUAUGAAUAGUAAUAUUUGGAGAGCUAAUAUUAAUCUGUCAAAACAAAUAAUCCAGAAAAUCAUGAAUAUUUGUCCGCCCGCCGAGAGAAUUUUAAAUAUGAUUGAAUCUUUGGGGGCUGAUUAUUUGUCGUAUCAAGAUUUGAACUUCAAUAGUACUGAUGAAAGUCCAAGUUCUCAAUUACUCCACCUCCAUCAUUUACUUUGGCCUGGUUCUUUUGAUAUAGAACAACAAUUUAGCUUGUGA
Yamadazyma jaroonii is the source of this 2094-nucleotide messenger RNA. NCBI's taxonomy places the organism in Eukaryota, Fungi, Ascomycota, Pichiomycetes, Serinales, Debaryomycetaceae. The record is from the annotation of a GenBank genome assembly.